UUCGCGAGAAGAUAGGAUCUAUUCUGCCCGACUCGACGACGUCAGAAUGAAAGCGCCAGCAAAGUACAUCGCUGUCAAGCGACACAUCAUUGAUGAAUCCACCAUACGUUUCGACAGGCAUGAUAAAUUUAAAUCCUGCAGCAAAACUGUUGACCAGACCCUUUCAAACGUCAAUGGGAUCCUCGUACUAAUCCUUCUGGAAUCCACAAACGUGCAAGGCCUGCCUAUGGAUGUACAGAAUAACAAAGCAAGUUCUCAAUUACAAUGCGAGUACGAAAUGGGAACAGGAAGCCAGUUAUUUUGCAGGGUUCACUCGCUGAGAUGGAAGCAACGAUGGGUUAGAGCCGCUUUGUGAGGGGAGGUAGGUGGGCGGGAAAGAGCAUGCGAGUUUGCGGUC
Messenger RNA from Guillardia theta CCMP2712, 397 nucleotides. RefSeq lists its product as hypothetical. NCBI's taxonomy places the organism in Eukaryota, Cryptophyceae, Pyrenomonadales, Geminigeraceae. The record is from RefSeq and is a predicted model, not a curated record. The transcript has a single exon. The coding region runs from base 47 to 355 and encodes 102 amino acids.